Cryphonectria parasitica EP155 is the source of this 1251-nucleotide messenger RNA. RefSeq names its product NADPH dehydrogenase. The coding region runs from base 64 to 1116 and encodes 350 amino acids. The record is from RefSeq and is a predicted model, not a curated record. NCBI's taxonomy places the organism in Eukaryota, Fungi, Ascomycota, Sordariomycetes, Diaporthales, Cryphonectriaceae. The transcript has a single exon. Gene Ontology annotation, molecular function: NADPH dehydrogenase activity; FMN binding.
GCCUCUAGGAAUCUCUUCAAGCCCCUCAAGCUGGGCCGUGCCGAGCUCUCCAACCGGCUGGCCAUGGCUCCCCUUACCCGCUUACGCGCCAACAAGGACCACGUCCCCAUCCAACCCAUCGUCUCCGAAUACUACGCCCAGCGUUCCUCCGUGCCAGGCACCCUCCUCAUCAGCGAGGCGACCUUGAUCGCGCCCCAGGCCGGGGGUUACUCCAACGUCCCCGGCGUCUGGUCCGACGCGCAGGUCGAGAGCUGGCGCAAGGUGGCCGACGCCGUCCACGCCAAAAAGGGCGUCAUCUACAUGCAGCUCUGGGCCCUGGGCCGCGCCGGCAAGCCCGCCACGCUGCAGGGGGAGCUCGGCGAGGGCGCCCGGAUCGUCAGCGCCAGCGACAUCGCCCUCGAGGGCGGCGCCACGCCCUCGCCGCUGACCGAGGACGAGAUCUGGCAGUACGUCGGCUGGUACGCGCAGGCGGCCAAGAACGCCGUGGCGGCCGGGUUCGACGGCGUCGAGAUCCACGGCGCCAACGGCUACCUGGUCGACCAGUUCCUGCAGGAUGUCAGCAACAAGCGCACCGACCGGUGGGGCGGCUCCGUCGAGAACAGGGCGCGCUUCGCCCUCGAGACCACCAAGGCCGUGGCCGCUGCCAUCGGCGGCGACAGGACCGCCAUCCGCCUGAGCCCCUACUCGUCGUUCCAGGACAUGGGCAUGGCCGACCCCGUGCCGCAGUUCUCGUACCUGGUUCGGGAGCUCAAGCAGUUCGGGCUGGCGUACAUCCACCUGGUCGAGUCCAGGUUCCAGGGCAUAGACACUGCCGAGGUCGAGUCUACCAAGAAGCUCAACUUCCUCGUGGACAUCUGGGACAACCAGAGCCCUGUGCUGCUCGCUGGUGGGUUCACCGCCGCGUCUGCCCACACGGCUGUGGACGAGGAGUUCCCGAACAACAAUGUCAUGGUUGUCUUUGGGCGGUACUUUAUCUCGAACCCGGACUUGGUCUUCAAGGUCGACAAGGAGAUCCCAUUUACGGCUUACAAUCGUGAUACGUUUUAUUUGCCGGAAAAGCCAGAGGGGUACACUGAUUAUCCGUUCAGCAACGAGUUUUUGGAAGCCAAGGCAUAGAUGUUUGCUGUUUGCACAUGGAUAGAUAAAUUAGAGAUGUGUGUGUGUGUGUAUUUGGAGAGAGCGGGAGACAAAGAGAUUUUGGUGUAUUAAUUUAUAGCCUGUGAUAUCCAAGUCAAGUUUUGUUGAAAGAUA